AUGUUCGAAUUGGCGCGCCACGUCCGCAAGGUCUGGAGCCGCAACGAGAUGCUGAGCCGCUGCGAGCCCAUCGCGCCCGUCGACCCGGCGAGCGACUCCGACGACGAGCCCGACGACGGCGACGACGGCGCCGCGGCGCCGGGCCGGCGGCGGCGCCGCGCGCCGCGGAAGCGGUCCACCGAGGAGCUCGUGGUUUCCAAGCAGCUCCUGAGCUGCACGCGCCACGCGGGGCGCAUGGAGGACGCCCACGAGUGCCUGACCUACGUGCUGGCCCAGCUCCUCGAGGCCUGCGGCGUCGGCUACGACGGCCCGACGGACGCGGCCUGGGAGCGGUCGACGCUCGUCCACGACGUCUUCGAGUGCACGCUGGGCCAGGCCGUCGUCUGCGGCGCCUGCGGCUUCCACAGCAAGGCGCACAGCGUCGAGCUGGCCCUGCGGCUCAACGCGACGCUGGGCCUGUCGCCCGAGGAAUUGGCGAAAGCUUCCGCGAAGGACGAGUCGCCGGGGCUCGGCGGCCUCGCGGAGAAGUCGCCCUGGAAGAACAAGGCGGCGACGCGCGCGGCGCUGCGCAUCGGCGCGGCGGGCGGCCGCCGCGAGGACACGACGCCGCCGACGGACGUCGUCGAGCUGCUCGAGCUCUUCUUCGCGUCGGAGACCAUCGACGGCUACAAGUGCGACGAGUGCGACCAGAAGUCGACCUGCGAGAAGAUCGCCGGCUUCUACCAGACGCCCAACGCCCUCGCGCUCUACGUGGACCGCGUGCCGGCCUUCGGGGCUUUGUUCGGCAAGCUGAACCGCAAGGUCGCGUUCGACGAGACGCUCGACCUCGAGCCGUUCCUCGCGCCGGGCGCGCCGGCGAACGCGGACGAGACCUACCGCCUCUUCGGCGUCGUCUGCCACCUCGACGUCGCCGGGUCCACGUUCUUCGGCCACUACAUCUGCCACGUCCGCGACUCGAACGGCGAGUGGUGGUCUUUGGACGACGAGCGCGUGAUCCCGUCGGACUGGGACCACGUCAAGGACGCGUCGCCCUACCUCCUCUUCUACGCGCGCAACGCGCCGCACCUCUCGCCGCGCCUGACGCCGCCGAAGCAGGAGCCCAGUGCCAAGGCGAAGGCGCGCGCGGCCAAGGCCGGCGCGCCCUGA
Aureococcus anophagefferens is the source of this 1146-nucleotide messenger RNA. RefSeq lists its product as hypothetical. Gene Ontology annotation, molecular function: cysteine-type deubiquitinase activity; cysteine-type endopeptidase activity. The transcript has a single exon. Gene Ontology annotation, cellular component: nucleus; cytosol. Lineage: Eukaryota; Pelagophyceae; Pelagomonadales; Pelagomonadaceae. Gene Ontology annotation, biological process: protein deubiquitination. The record is from RefSeq and is a predicted model, not a curated record. The coding region runs from base 1 to 1146 and encodes 381 amino acids.